Molecule: messenger RNA, 2457 nt
Organism: Dermacentor andersoni
Lineage: Eukaryota; Metazoa; Arthropoda; Arachnida; Ixodida; Ixodidae
Gene: RPA1
Product: replication protein A 70
Biological process (GO): DNA repair; DNA replication; DNA recombination
Cellular component (GO): nucleus
Molecular function (GO): DNA binding
Source: RefSeq, a predicted model, not a curated record
CCAACGGGAACAACGCAUUUGGCGCGCUUCAAGCAAGUGGCCUUGUUCCUGUCUGGACGCGCUUGUUAAUUGUGAAUUGUUCGCGUGCUUUUGUUUUUGUGUUUAUCGUCUUCAUUUAUUUGGAAGUAUUUUUGUGAUUGAAGUUGAGACGACAUGGAGCACCGCCUUACAGCUGGGGCGGUCGAGCGUAUUCUUAACAAUCAACAAGUUGACAAGCCCGUAUUGCAAGUUCUGAACUUCAAGCCCAUAAGCAGCAACACUGCUGACAGAUACAGGCUGCUGCUGUCUGAUGGAGUGCAGUGCCACACUUAUGCUAUGCUGGGCACACAGCUCAACUGCAUGAUCAACAACAACGAGAUUGACAAAUUUGCAGUGGUGCAGUUGGACAAGUAUAUGUGCAACGUUGUCAGUCCUGACAAGAAAGUCCUGAUUGUGCUGGACCUGACCGUGAUAGCCAAAGGCUCUACAGUGGGCUGCAGGCUGGGGAACCCCGUGAUACCCACCACAUCAUCUUCUGGUGCUGCCCAACCUACAGAUGGAGGAGCCAACAAGGCGCAGUUCCAGCACAAUGGAGGCCAAGCUCCACCUUCAGCAGCGCCGUCAUUUGGAAACAGAGCAUACCCCGCUUCUACCAGUGAUGUAGUGGUUGUGCCUAUUGCCAGCCUGACUCCAUAUCAGAACAGGUGGACCAUCAGAGUGCGCGUUACAAACAAGUCCAACAUUCGUACAUGGAGCAACUCCAAGGGUGAGGGAAAGCUCUUUUCAAUGGACCUGCUGGAUGAGAGCGGAGAGAUACGUGCUACGGCUUUCAAUGCUGAGUGUGACAGACUCUACGACAUCGUCGAAGUCAACAAGGUGUACUACAUUUCAAGAGCUGUUAUCAAGAACGUCCGACAAGGCUACUCAUUUUCGUCUAUCAAGAACGACUUUGAGAUGUCGUUCAUUCCAGAAACAACUAUUACACCAUGCGAUGACGUUACUCCAAACAUCCCUACACUGCAAUUCAACUUUGUGCCCAUUCCACGUCUUCAGGAAGUAAGCAAGGAUAGUGUCAUUGACGUCAUCGGAGUCUGCAAGUCAGCAGGCGACAUACAGACAGUGACACGGCGCACCACAAAUCAGGAACUGAAGAAGCGGGAUAUAAGCCUGGUGGAUCGGAGUGGCACCGAAGUGUCCCUUACGCUCUGGGGAGAUCAGGCAGAGAAGUUUGAUGGCACUGACAACCCUGUAGUGGCUGUGAAGGGAGUGCGUGUGUCUGACUUCAGUGGUGUCUCCCUCUCUUUGAUUGGUUCAAGCAUGCUGCAACUAAACCCAGACAUUCCAGAGUCCCAUGCCCUGAUGGGCUGGUACAGCAGAGAGGGAAUGCUUCUGCAGACGCGCUCGCUUUCCACUCGCUCUGGUGGACCAAUGGGUGGAGGGAACUCAAACUGGAAGUCGAUAGCGCAGGCGAAGGCAGAAGGCCUGGGCAAAGGUGACAAACCAGACUACUACAGCGUCAAAGCGUGCGUGUCGAUUAUCCGCAAAGAAAAUUGCCUCUACAAGGCCUGUCCAAGUGAGAAUUGCAACAAGAAGGUGGUUGACCUGCAGAAUGGAUAUUACCGCUGCGAAAAAUGCGCCCAGGAGACCAUGGAUUUCAAGUGGAGGCUUCUUGUCUCGGCAAAUUUGACAGACUUCAGCGAUGGCCAGUGGGUGACUUGUUUUGGCAAGGAGGCUGAGAUGCUCAUUGGGGCAUCUGCAGAAGACUUGGGCGACAUGUACUCAAAGUCGAGCAAGGAGGACUGUAGAUACGAUGACAUCCUCAAUGAGGUCCCCUUCAAGCCCUUCAUCUUCCGGCUUCGCACCAAAAUGGAAGUUUACAAUGAUGAAAGUCGUUUGAAGACGUCUGUGAUGUCCGUUGCCCCAGUCAACUGUGUUGAAUAUACGCAAAAGCUGCUCAAGGACAUUGCAGAGCUGAACAAAAGCUUGUGAUCACUCUAUAGGAAACCAAAGAGCUAUUGAAGAAAGUUGCUUUCAUGAUCCACAUUGUGUGUGAAGAUCGGCACUAAAUUAAACCAUUGAGCUACACUAAGUAAUCAUGCCUGUACAAUAAACGAGAAACUCGUGCAUCAUAUGCUACUUUGGGUGCAGUACUUGUAUGUGCCAGAACCUUGAAAAUGAUGAAAAACUUAGGUGAUGUUGCUGGGAUGAUGUACAAGUGUGUUCAUUAACGAAAAUGUCUAUUUGAUAGCUGAAUAUCCCAGUAAUAUGUUAGCAUUAACAAGGUGACCAAUGUUGUAUAUUAGUGUUGUCCUGCGCACAUAAAUUACUUGUUGCACACCAGUGAACCUUGCUAUUGACACCAAAUUUUUAUUGUUUGUUGUUGGCAUGUAUAACCUGUGACAGCUUUACUUAGUCUGUCAUUCUUUUGUAGAAGCAAUCUUGCUCUGCUAUUAAAUUGCUUUACUUUAAAGCUGGAAA